This is a messenger RNA of Betta splendens (Siamese fighting fish), 3912 nucleotides long. It is a transcript of the gene nr2c2, whose product is annotated as nuclear receptor subfamily 2, group C, member 2. The transcript has 15 exons. Gene Ontology annotation, biological process: anatomical structure development; positive regulation of embryonic development; cell differentiation. Gene Ontology annotation, molecular function: zinc ion binding; RNA polymerase II cis-regulatory region sequence-specific DNA binding; nuclear receptor activity. The record is from RefSeq and is a predicted model, not a curated record. The coding region runs from base 221 to 2077 and encodes 618 amino acids. NCBI's taxonomy places the organism in Eukaryota, Metazoa, Chordata, Actinopteri, Anabantiformes, Osphronemidae.
GUGGGGCGACAGAGAGGAAGGAGAAAAAAAAAACCUUAACCAUCAUCAAUGCUCCGGCGGUACGGGGUCACGAACUAUGACCUUUAACAGAAGAAAACCAAAACAAAUAUUUUAUAAAAUAUCAGAGAGCUCCUAGUCCGUGACCGCAGUCUCCCGAAGACCUGACUAAUGACCUUGCAUCAUAAAAGCAACCAGCCUGAAUCUGCUCUCUCAGCAGAAAAUGGACUCUGAGCAUGAGGCUGAGGCGUCGUCCCCUCCCACAGAGUCAGCGAUGAGUGCAUCUCCGCAGCAUUUUCAUGUUAUCUCUACGGAGGCAGCUUCAACGCCACAGAGAAUACAGAUUGUAACUGACCAGCAGACAGGUCAGAAGAUCCAGAUAGUGACAGCGAUGGACCCGUCCAGUGCUCCUAAGCAGCAAUUCAUCCUGACUACCGCUGACAGUUCAGGGGCAGGCAAGGUUAUCCUGACCUCACCAGACAGCCAUAACACUAAGCAGCUCAUUUUCACUGCUGCAGAGAGUCUGAUGCCAGGAAGGAUACAGAUUGUCACAGAUCAAGUGUCAAUGGAAAGACUCUUGGGCCAAUCUGGGGACUUGAGCCGGCCGCAGCCUGUGGAGUAUUGUGUGGUGUGUGGGGACAAGGCUUCAGGUCGUCACUAUGGAGCAGUCAGUUGUGAGGGAUGUAAAGGCUUUUUCAAGCGAAGUGUGAGGAAGAACCUGACAUACAGCUGUCGCAGCAAACAGGACUGCGUCAUCAACAAACACCACCGCAAUCGCUGCCAAUUCUGUCGGCUCAGGAAAUGCCUUAUGAUGGGGAUGAAGACCGAUUCUGUGCAGAGUGAGAGAAAGCCCAUUGAUGUAGCUCCCAGAGAGAAGCAUGCCAACUGUGCUGCCUCCACUCAAAAGAUCUACAUUCGCAAGGAUUUAAACAGUCCACUAAUCGCCACGCCUACAUUUAUCUCUGAUACAGAGACAGAUGGCUCAAGAUCUAGCCUGCUGGACCAGGGGAUGCUGGUUAAUAUACAGCAACCGGUCAUCCAGAGUGAUGGAACUUUGCUGCUGGCAACUGACACAAAGCUGGAGUCUGGUCAGGGGGACCUGGGCACACUGGCCAAUGUGGUGACAUCAUUAGCCAACUUGAAUGACUCACUUAAAGAAAACUUAAACAAUGGAGAUACUCCUGACAGCCAACACGAGGAGCAGUCUGCUAGUGAGAUAACACGUGCCUUUGACACAUUGGCUAAAGUCUUCAGUCCACCUGAAGCUGGGGUUGGACAGAGCCCGGCAGAUAAAGCCCAGUGUGUUGGAGGAACAAUUCAGUUGAUUGGUCGAGACCAGGAAACUCCGAUCAUUGAGGUGGAAGGACCUCUGCUCACAGACAACCAUGUCGGCUUCAAGCUCACUAUGCCGAGCCCUAUGCCUGAGUAUCUGAAUGUACAUUACAUCUGUGAGUCAGCGUCCAGGCUUCUGUUCCUGUCCAUGCACUGGGCGCGCUCCAUCCCGGCCUUUUCAGCCCUUGGUCCGGAGGCGAACACCAGUCUGGUGCGUGCCUGCUGGAAUGAACUUUUUACACUAGGUCUGGCUCAGUGCGCGCAUGUGAUGAACCUGUCCACCAUCCUCGCUGCCAUCAUUAACCACCUACAAAGCAGCAUCCAGGAUGACAAGCUUUCAGGAGAGAGGGUGAAGCAAGUGAUGGAGCAUAUCUGGAAGUUCCAGGAGUUCUGUAACAGCAUGACGAGACUGGAGACCGACAGCUAUGAAUAUGCCUACCUGAAGGCGAUCGUGUUGUUCAGCCCUGAUCACCCAGGUGUGGACAGUGGUGGGCAGAUUGAGAAGUUCCAGGAGAAAGCUCUAAUGGAGCUGCAAGACUACGUGCAGAAAACGUAUCCAGACGACACCUACAGGUUGACCCGGAUCCUCACUCGCCUCCCUGCCCUCCGCCUCAUGAACUCCACCAUCACAGAGGAGCUCUUCUUCACUGGCCUAAUAGGUAACGUCUCUAUUGACAGUAUCAUUCCCUAUAUUCUCAAGAUGGAGACAGCCGAGUAUAACAGCCAGGAGUCGGACCCUGCAGAAUGACACCGCAUCCACUCCUAAAAGUAAAUAAUUACAGACGCCCUGGUACAUUAAACUGCAGUAGCUCCUUGUUUUCUGAAGAUGCACGCUGCAAAGUCAUUCAGGAAUCCUUGGUAGUUUACCAGUCUGACAUUGGAAAACCAAGAUGACACUUAGAAUGUUUUCUCUCCUCUGAUGCAGUUUGAAAACCCUUUCUGAGCUAAACUCAGCUGCUUUGAACCUAAUGGUAAAAGACUUUGUUGUGGCUGUACCAAACUGCUCACCUUCAAGCUCAUUACAUAUGAACUUUACACUUCAACCUAAACCUUUAUUCUGUGGUCAUAUUCUAAAUGUUUCAUGCAUCUUACUGUGUGUUCAGCACAUAUUUUAUGACUAGCUUAUAUUGACCAUCUCAUGUAAGAUGUACUAACACAGUUCAGAAUAUAAAGUUGUGAUUUUUCAGCAUACUUUUUUAUAUAUGGACGGUGCAGGAACUUGUUCUAUUCUGUAUUCAGAUGGACUAGUAUAGCAUACAGCUACUAGACGGUGCGUUCUUGGCUCAAAUUAACCAGUCAAACUGACCAUAAUGUCUUUUUUUACCGAAUGCCACAUCAGAGAUUUGAAGUUUGAUCUUUAUGUGUAGUUAUUUGUGUUAUCAUGAAUAUGUUGUUUUCUUAACCUGUGCAAUCUCCUCCUCAUCUUUCCCCCAACGACAAUCAAUUAUUUUAUUUCUUCCUAUUUUAUGUGUAUUUAUCUCUGGCAAUUAUUUCUAAUAUGAAAUUUGCUUACCCUUAAAAUUAGGGUUCAGAAAGGUUACUUGUGUGUAGCUAAGCUACUGGUUUUGUACUUGUUUGCAUCUGUAUUUGUAUUUUGCUACGUGCACAUCAAUCAGCUUUUGUGGAGGUCCUCUGCUUUCAUGCUGACUAAAACUUGUGUUUUGUAUGUUUACUUAAAACUUUCAAUUUGUUUUGAACAAAUUUGCUUGUUUGAUACUAAGUGUACUUAAAGUAUUUUGGGGCAGGUUUCCCUGAUUUAAAAAAAAAAGAGAGCGAGGGUGAGAGAUCUUGUUGGGAAGAAAAACAUUGUUAAGUGUGGUAAUGUCCUGAAGAGCAUGCAGAGAAAUGCAUCCUCACUGUAAAAAAGGUUUUGCAUCCACAGCAACAUUAACACAACUGAUAAAUGAAGCAGAUGUAAAACAAAAGAUGAUUCAUCCAUUAGUCUGUUGAGGGUUGAAGUUUGCUGGAGCCUCUCCCAUUUGUCCUGGGCCCAGAGGUUGCCAGUAAACCAGAGGCAGUGAUCAAGUGUUGUGAAUUAUGUGUUGGUUGUAAUGUUUAAGUUAAAUCCACACAGGCUGUUUGUGGAGGCAUUGAUGUGAAAUGAGCUUUGUACAUGUAAUUUCAUUAAAAUGAGUGCAUGAUGUUUUUAAGCAGGGUUUUAUAAUCUUGUUGCUGUCGGCCCUAAGAGGGAGCUUUGUUAACAUUUUAUAGUGCAUUGCAGUGCAUGAAGUAGCUUAAGUGCAUUUUACUAAAUGCUGUAUUAGAAUUUCAGAUUUAAAUGCUGUGGCUUUAAAAUAUUUACUAUUACCAAGAGCAGCUCCCACAUUAGAACUUAUUAGAACAUAAGAGAUUGUGGUUUUCCAACUUUGUGGACUGAAUAUCCCAUGGUUACAGUUUUAUAUGUCAAAUGUAUUUCUUCAAAUAAUCGUCAUGUUCUGUUCAAGUUUGUCACAAACCUACAUUUCUACCUCACAUGGCGUUAAAAAAACAAAUGUAAUACUGACCUCCCUGUACCUGCAUUCCAGUGUCUGAGGCCGCAUAUUAAUGAAGAAAUAAAAAGAAAAAUUUUUUUAUGAAACGUUA